Molecule: messenger RNA, 575 nt
Organism: Anopheles funestus (African malaria mosquito)
Lineage: Eukaryota; Metazoa; Arthropoda; Insecta; Diptera; Culicidae
Exons: 3
Coding region: 56-484 (142 amino acids)
Source: RefSeq, a predicted model, not a curated record
GUAUAAAUAUGAAAAGCACCCUCCAGAUGCUUCAGUUCUCAAGAUUAUUAUUAAGAUGCAGCCCAAACUGGUCGUCUCGCUGAUUGCCCUCGGGGUCAUCUGUCUACUACAGGCAACACCCACCGAAGCAGCCGGAAAGCAUGUGUUGCAGCUGAUGAAAUUGUUCCGAGAUUUAGAUUUUGACUGGUCGAAGAAACCAUUCUACCUAAAUCGAGCAAAGUACGGUGUGCAGAACCAGCUCCGACAGCCACUCUCCAACAAAGCCCUUUCGUUCCCGACUACCGCCAAGCUUUCCGAUCCGUGCUUGAAGCAAAUGGUCACCAAGGUGAAAGAUCUUGAAGAGUCCUUCUAUGCCGGAUUCAGCUACAACUGCCACGAGCAUGACCAAUAUUCGAUGCAAUGUCUGGAAGCGGCCGAACCGGAAUAUUUGAAUGGGCUGAAGGAGCUGGCUGCCGAGACGGAGAAAUGUCUGCUGCAGAGCUAGACGACGCACAGAUGGAUAAUGAAUUUAUCGCGCAAAGGAAUUGUUGCUUCAAUAAAUCAUUUAAGCAUCAAACGAGAUGUGAAACAUUCAA